Tinamus guttatus (white-throated tinamou) is the source of this 1368-nucleotide messenger RNA. RefSeq names its product serine protease 23 (gene PRSS23). The record is from RefSeq and is a predicted model, not a curated record. Gene Ontology annotation, biological process: proteolysis. Lineage: Eukaryota; Metazoa; Chordata; Aves; Tinamiformes; Tinamidae. Gene Ontology annotation, molecular function: serine-type endopeptidase activity.
UUCAGAAUGGCAGGCUUGUCGACGUUCAUCCUCCUCCUGUGUGCUGCUGAAGAGGUGCUGCCCUCCAGUCCCCACUGGAAGCCAACUUGGCCGUCUUACCGCGUUCCAGUCAUCCUGCCGCAGUCUACCCUGAACUUGGACAAGCCACGGUUUGACGCGGAGACCAAACUGGAAGUGGUAUCUCCUUGUGGCCCCGAGUGCCACAAAAGUUCCCCGCUGCCCACCUACGAAGAAGUGAAGGACUAUCUGUCCUAUGAAACCUUGUAUGCUAAUGGUAGCCUCACGGAAACCGAAGUGGGCAUUUAUAUUCUGAACAACGGCGGUGAGGGGUCUCGAGGCAAAUCUCGAACUAAGAGGCAGAUCUAUGGGUAUGACAGCAGGUUUAGCAUUUUUGGGAAGGACUUCUUGUUGAAUUACCCAUUCUCCACGUCGGUGAAGCUGUCUACAGGUUGCACGGGGACGCUAGUGGCUGAAAAACAUGUUCUUACUGCUGCUCAUUGCAUCCAUGAUGGCAAGAGUUAUGUCAAAGGAGCUCAGAAACUGCGGGUCGGGUUCUUGAGGCCCAAACUGAAAGACGGCAGCAAAGGGGCCAAUAUUAGCAGCUCGGCAAUGCCUGAGAAAAUGAAAUUCCAGUGGAUCAGAGUGAAACGAACACACGUUCCCAAAGGAUGGAUCAAAGGAAAUGCCAAUGAUAUUGGCAUGGAUUAUGACUAUGCCCUGCUGGAGCUCAAGAAGCCUCAUAAAAGAAAGUUUAUGAAGAUAGGAGUGAGCCCACCAGCACGGCACUUGCCUGGAGGGAGGAUUCACUUCUCUGGCUACGACAACGACCGGCCAGGAAACCUGGUUUACCGAUUCUGCGACGUCAAGGACGAAACAUAUGACCUGCUGUACCAGCAGUGUGAUGCGCAGCCAGGUGCCAGUGGCUCUGGGGUCUAUGUGAGGAUGUGGAAGCGGCAGAAUCACAAGUGGGAGCGUAAAAUUAUUGGAAUAUUUUCUGGCCAUCAGUGGGUGGACAUGAAUGGCACACCACAAGAUUUCAAUGUAGCUGUUCGCAUCACCCCCCUCAAAUAUGCACAGAUCUGUUACUGGAUCAAAGGCAACUACCUUGACUGCAGGGAGGGAUAAAGACAAUUAAACUCCUUGAAAGCACUUAAUGACUGGUUUUAAUUACUCCUCUGAGGAAAGGCUAGACUUCUGCUGCAAACGUGUGAGAUGUGAUUUUCUUUUGCAACACCAGGAUGUGAUCUGUAGCCUUGCAAGCCACCUUGUUCUCAGGACAGUGGUUGCGUGGUGCAGACGUUAUAGCUAGAAACUGUUUGGGACAGAGGAAGGUUUCUUGGGUGGGGAAGGGGCAGGUAGACUUGCUGG